CCCACUCCUUAUUUUUCAAUUUUCAGCUCCAAGAAAAAUUUGGAAAGCAUGGCGGCCGGAGAAGGAGGAGACGGCGGCGCCGCCGCCGCCGCAGGUGGUAUAAGCCGGUCUCUGCUACAUACCCCCACUUGGGCUGUUGCAACAGUGUGUUUUGUGUUCAUCUUCCUUGGCAUUUUUAUCGAACACCUUAUUCAUCUUGCCGGCCACUGGCUCAAGAAACAUAAGAAGGCUGCUAUGUAUGAAGCGACAGAGAAGCUGAAAUCAGUGUUGAUGCAAUUGGGAUUCAUGUCACUGAUACUAACAGUGACACAAAGAUGGUUGUCGAAAAUAUGCAUAUCGAAUAAGGUCGCAAAUUCGAUGCUGCCAUGCCGAAACCAACAAGUUACCAAGAGUAUCGUAGAGCAUCUACGGACCUCAUUCACCCGCAAUCCCGCACAUCAAUUCAAGGCCGUUGAUUUAUCUCAUCAUCAUCAAAGAUCACUUGCCGAUGACUCAGCAUCGAAUUCUCUCGAUCAUUGUGCCUCUAAGGGAAUGAGUUCAAUGAUGUCAGAAGAGGGAAUAAAUCAGCUCAACAUUUUCAUAUUUGUGAUGGCAGCCAUACAGAUUGUCUACAGUCUGGCUACUAUGGGUUUAGGAAGGGCCAAGAUGAGGAGAUGGAAAAUUUGGGAGAAGGAGACGCAAACUACAGAAUAUAUGGUAGCAAAUGAUCCCGAAAGAUUUCGAUAUACAAGGCAAACGACGUUCGGGAGGCGACAUUUGAGCACUUUCACUGCAAUUCCUGCUUACCUGUGGAUUAAAUGUUUUUUCAGGCAAUUCUUCAACUCGGUGGCCAAAAUCGACUACUUCACUCUACGCCAUGGAUUUAUUUCAGCUCAUUUAUCAACCAAUAAUUCAUUCAAUUUCCAAAAGUACAUACAACGAUCUCUCGAAGAUGAUUUCAAAUCUGUCGUCGGCAUAAGCCCACCGAUGUGGUUACUGGUUGUUGUAUUUCUGCUGGUUGAUGUACAUGGUUGGAAUGUGUAUCUUUGGGUUUCGUUUCUGCCGCUAAUUAUCGUUCUGUUCGUCGGGACGAAAUUGGAAGCAAUAGUAGCGAGAAUGGCAAUGCAGCUAACAAAUCAGAACACUGUAAUAAAAGGAGCACCUUUGGUACAACCCAACAAUAACUUCUUCUGGUUCGAACGACCCCAACUCGUCCUCAACCUUCUCCACUUCACUUUGUUUAUGAACGCGUUUGAGUUCUCGUUCUUCAUAUGGGUCACGUGGCAAUUUGGAAUCAGAUCCUGCUACCACGAAAACGUAGAGAUCAUCGUUAUCAGGGUGGUACUAGCGGUGAUGGUUCAAGUCCUCUGCAGUUAUAUCACUCUUCCCCUAUAUGCUCUUGUCACUCAGAUGGGGUCUCAAUACAAGAGCGCAAUAUUAGAAGAACAAACACUGGACACAAUAAAACAGUGGCAUGCAAAGGUGAAGCACAAGAGAAAGAAAGUGUCGUCUCCAUCUCCGUACUCGCAACAAUCUAUUACCGUUGAAGACGAUUCUUCAUCGUCGACGGUGCAGAUUAACUCCAGGGCUGCUUCCCCGGGUAUACCUUCCCACAGACGAGCAGUACCCUCUCUCACAGUCACAGAGUUUGCCUCAUCUGGGGAUGAUCACGAGAUCACCGAAGAAAAUGUCGAAAUUGUACCCUACGAUAGUGAUCAUCAUCGAGAUCAAAACGUAUAGGCGUAUAUAUAAUUAUACUUGAUCAUAUAUUUAUAUUCAAUUGUGUGUUUAUAUUUUUUUAUAGUUAAAAAGUAGAAAUAUAUGUAUGAAAUUGAUAAUUAACAAGUACGUUAUAUUACUUGAGUCUAGUUGUUUUUUUUUCUUGAGACUAAUGUAAGAUCCACAUAUAUGUAAUCAGAAUUCAAAAGUUUUCUUAA
This is a messenger RNA of Erythranthe guttata (spotted monkey flower), 1916 nucleotides long. RefSeq names its product Seven transmembrane MLO family protein (gene MLO3). The record is from RefSeq and is a predicted model, not a curated record. NCBI's taxonomy places the organism in Eukaryota, Viridiplantae, Streptophyta, Magnoliopsida, Lamiales, Phrymaceae. Gene Ontology annotation, cellular component: membrane. Gene Ontology annotation, biological process: defense response.